CGGAAGUGAUCUAACCCCGCGUGUGUGUCAAACUCCGAUCUCAAAAGACCAAUUUUAAAUUAAAUUAAAUUUAUUUUUAUUUAUUUACGUCAAAAAAAAGAGAAGAAAUUAUUUAUUUAUUUUAAAUAAUUUUAAUUAAAUAGAGAGAGAGAAAGAGGCGGUCGUUAUUGGAAUAAGAGGAAAUGGGUUUUAAGCUAUUUUUCCAAAAAAUUGUGAAGAACAGGGCAGAAUAGAAUCAUCAUCGUCAAGAAAAGCCCUCAAAAAUUAUGCACCUCAAUCUUUAUCUUCUUCUUCUUCUUCGCUCCCAUUUUUUAUCUGAUCGACUUCGUUGUUUUCGCGCCUAGGGUUUCCCUCCCCUCCAUUCGCAGCUCAUCGCUCUUAUCGCAAGAGCUAUGCCGACGUUUACUGCUCUAGCCUUAGAUACCUUGUUGGAACCUGGAGCUUCAAAAUCAGUCGACAAAUCUGUUCCAAGACCUGUACCGAAACCACAGCCUGGUCCUAAUUCAAAGCUGGAGAGGAGGAAUAGUACUUCAGUUGCAGAAAGAAGAAGGAAUCGCCCUCCAAUAACUCCUGCACUUUAUGCUACUCCCGAAUCAACCCCACUCCCUGAUUCGCCUACAUCAUUCCCCCCUUCUCCUUACAUUAUCAAUCACAAGCGGCGUGGACCACGCCUUCUUAAGAGUUCCUCAGAGGCUAGUGUAUUGUCACGCCCAAAAGGCCAAGAUGAUGAAAAGGUUGAUGGGAAUUUGAAUAAUGGAGAAACCAAGGUUACCAGUUUAGGAGAGGAGGAUUCUUUUACUUUCCCUGUUGCUAAAACAAUUCCCGAACCUCAGGUUACUGAUUAUCCUGACUGUGAAAGCAGUAAUGGAAAACAUGGAAAUGGUAGCUUGGAACUUGAAAGCAAUACUGGAAAACUUGUUAAAACUAAUGAGGAACUUGUGAAUGGUAAGGUGGAACAUGAAAGCAGUAGUUGGAAUAAUGAUCAGGUUAUGUUUCUUGAUUCAGCAAAACAAGCUCCAUUGACUCCUGGAAGAGAGAGCGACCGGGAAGAUUUCUUUGAUCCUCGUGAUUCUAUGAGUUUUACAAGUAAUACUGAUGGAGAGGAUAAUGCUGAAGGAGAACGGUCGGCACAACUCACUACACCUAUGGGCGAAUUUUAUGAUGCUUGGGAUGAACUUUCUUCUGAGAGUGGGCAACAGUCGGUUCAUCGUGAUGUUGAAGCUGAAUUUCGUGAAAUGAGAAUGAGUUUACUGAUGGAAAUAGAGAAGCGGAAGCAAGCAGAAGAAACGUUAAGUGACAUGCAAAAACAAUGGGAAAGGAUCAGGCAACAGUUGUCACUUGCGGGAUUAACGCUACCUGCCAAGGCCACUCCUGUUGAAGGGGAAGAACAGCUUGAUUCCGAUUCUGGAGAGGAGCUGUGUAGACAAGUAUACAUUGCUAGAUUUGUUUCAAAUUCUAUUGGGAGAGGCUUAGCCAGGGCAGAGUUGGAGGCGGAGAUGGAAGCACAGAUUGAGGCUAAGAACUUUGAGAUUGCUCGAUUGUGUGACAAACUUCGAAACUAUGAGGCUAUGAAUCAGGAAAUGGUUCACAGGAAUCGAGAUGUUCUUGAGUCGGCACGACGAGAGAGGAUGAAAAAGGAAAGAAGGCAAAGGUGGGUAUGGGGCUCCAUUGCUUCUGUUCUUACACUUGGCACGGUCGCAUUAGCAUGGUCUUACCUUCCUUCUUCAGGAACUGGAUCACCGACCCCCGAAAUCCAGGUUCUUGAAUCUGAUGAUGGAGCGAAAUAAUACUUAUAAUCUUUCGAGUGGUAGUACUAGUUGUGAAUCUGAUGAUGCCAUAACAUAGAUGAAAAAAGAGAAUAAAAAGAAGAAGAAAAGAAAAAGGUCUUAUCCA
Messenger RNA from Cannabis sativa, 1893 nucleotides. RefSeq lists its product as uncharacterized. The transcript has 4 exons. Lineage: Eukaryota; Viridiplantae; Streptophyta; Magnoliopsida; Rosales; Cannabaceae. Bases 393 to 1787 code for a protein of 464 amino acids. The record is from RefSeq and is a predicted model, not a curated record.